CCGUUCUGGGGAAUGGCGGGGGGUUGCUGCUUGCAGAUCACGAGCUCAGAAUAAACACCGGUAAGUUAGAUUGGAAAUGUUUGACAAGACAUCUGCACUCCGGUGAGUGUACCCCUACCUCUAGCCUCUCCUCCUCCCUGGCCUCUCUUAUUCCAGGCGUGUAUUCACCCGAGAAAGUCUGAAACUUGACUCCCCCAUCUCCCCUUUUUGUAACAGAUGAAAAAUGAGAAAACAAAGGUGGUUCUUCAGUAAUGAGUCACUCAGCUCAUCAGACACUUUAUUCCACUCUUGAAAACAAACGAACUCACUUGUACCUGAACAGCCUUCUGGCAGACAUUGGAGAAAGACCACUCUGACCUUGGACUAUUUGGCCUCUCAUCUACUCAUGUCUGUCUUUCUGUUUUGUCUGGAACAACCCACCCUCCCUCCAGCUUACAGCUGAUAGAAUUAUGCUAUCCUGGGGCACGCUCACUUGGUGAGCUCAAACAUACUCUUCGUUUCUGUUUUAUACACUGUCGUCUUCCUCGCUGUUUGUCCCAGGGUGUUUUUAAUGGAAAAACUUCCCGUGCAGCUCUCAGAAAUCCUAAGAUCUGGGCUAGAAGGGACCUCAGGGGGACCAUUGAGUCCAGCCCUGUGCAGUUGAAGAAGCAGGAUCAGAGAGGUCCCGGGACCGGCUCCGUGCCACAUUUGGGCCUAACAGGAGGCCCUGGGAUUUGGGCCUGGAUCCCUCAGCCUCCCGACCCAGCUCUCUGCUUACUCCACACCACGUUGCCUCUGUCAGGUAAACAGAAGAUCAGAAGACAGGAGGAAAUGAGUUGACUCUGCUCGCAGUCCAGUCAAGGAACUUCACUCACUACCCGUCCCCUGCCCAAGGAGUGGAAGGAUGGCUUGUUCCAGGAUCGCCUGCGUGGUCCUCUUCAUGCUGUCAGGAGCCUUUGUCCCUGCUGUCCUCACAGCAGAGUUUCCCCAAGAUCCUGUUCCUACGCUUUGGAACGACCCGGGGGAGCUGCCGUCGGGAGUGGGCCCCUUCGAAAGCACCACCCACAGCCAUACCUCGGACACCACAGAAGCCCCGCUCUACACCUCAGAGUAUGACGUGCCAGACGAAACUACCCAACUGCACCGGCUGGAUGAUGAGACCGGGUCCUUGGGCCCCGGAGCCAUUGCUGCCAUUGUGAUUGCCGCCCUGCUGGGCACCUCCGUGGUCCUGGCAUUGAUCGUCAUCACGCUGCGAAAAUUCUCCGCUUCCUGAAUGAAAUAAAAAGGGUCUUGUUUUUCCUAACAUCUGGAUUUGGCUAAGCUCACUUGGGACAACCCAGUCUUCUGUGUAUGACUGUCUCCUUGGCAUCCUUCCCUCCUCUUCCUCUGCUGCCCCCUGUAACCUGAGAUAGAGAAAGACCCAAAGACUCUUUACCAAGAUUCUUAGUUGUUCCCUGCUGGCCUGGG
Molecule: messenger RNA, 1446 nt
Organism: Dromiciops gliroides (monito del monte)
Lineage: Eukaryota; Metazoa; Chordata; Mammalia; Microbiotheria; Microbiotheriidae
Gene: SNORC
Product: secondary ossification center associated regulator of chondrocyte maturation
Exons: 4
Coding region: 884-1252 (122 amino acids)
Biological process (GO): cartilage development
Cellular component (GO): cell periphery
Source: RefSeq, a predicted model, not a curated record